AUUUUUCAAAAUUAGUUGCAUUGACGCACACCAUGGCAACAGAAACCAGCAAGCCUCGCGAUCCCUUGUCCUCCUCCUCUACGACCACUAAGAAUCCUCUAGUUCUUCAUCUUCACGAAAAACUCUCAUCUUGCUAUACUUUGAUUGAAUGUGGAGAUGAGAAAUCAGUAGCAGAGCUGGUAGAUUUUAUAGAUUCAGUUUCCGACUCUGCUGUAUCGAAUCAUGAAGACAGUGAUGAACAGGGCAAUGCAGUUGAAGUUCUCUCCGAAACUCAUAAAUUUUUGCUUUCUCCGUCGCUAAAUCAGGCGGUUAUUGAUGCGUUAUCAUUUGAAUUACCGAAGGCAGUAUCGAAGUUUGCAGGAUUGUCUAAUGAGUGCUUGAGGAUUGCUGAUAGUAUUAUUGAUUUUUUCAUUGAAAACUGUAGUCCACGGGAUAUGCUUCCCAUUCUUUGUGAGGCAUUAGAUUCGUGGAAUGGGAUGGUUCAUGCAUAUGACUAUGUUGCUCCUCUUCUAAGUGGGAUCUCAAAAGUAUUGCUUGCCAUACAGAGGCGCCACUUUGAGCAAGUAAAAGUUGCAGUUCCUGUCAUCCUAAAUGUUCUGAAGGCUGUGUGUUCAGAGUUCAGUGCCAGGGAUACAGAAUGUAUGAAUUUGUUUAUCAGAGCCUUAGGAAUUGCUGAUUCUAUACGAGCGAUUUGUGCAAAAUUGGAGGGCAGAGUACUUGAAAAGCUUCGAGAUGUACUUAGUUCAUACAUUUUACAAAUCAUGGCUCUUCUUUCUCUUGUCUUAGGAUGUGAAAUUCCAAGAUGCCUUCCCCUGGUGUCACGGCUUUCAGAAUUCUUCCCUUUUUGUGGUUUAUCAUAUCUCGGUUUAAUAACUGGAUCUGAAGUUGAUGAAAUGACGCGCACUUUUGUUGCAGAAGAGGAGGAUGAUUAUAUGAGGUGUUUAUCCUACAUCAAACAUGGUGCAGCAAUUUCAGUGAUCUGGGGUCAUAUCUCUGUUAAUGUUGCUCGGGCUGCUGGGGGGGAUGUGUCAACUGUCAAGGAUGAAAUUCUAAGUAACCAAACUGAGAGGUGGCAAGCCAUAGGCAUGUUAAAGCACAUAUUCUCAUUUGUCGAUUUCCCCUGGGAAUUAAAGAAACAUGCCAUUGACUUCUUGCUUUGCAUUACUGAUGGAAAUAUCGCAAGAAACUGCAAUGACAAAGACACUGAGUGCUCUAUAUAUAUGCCUAAUCUCUAUGCUGCUUUGCAGGCUAUUACAAUGGUCAUCAUGUAUACACCAGAUGCCGUGCUAAGAAAGAAUGCCUUUGAAGCAUUGAAAAGGGUACUUGCUGAUAUUCCAACUUCUCAGAGGUUCGAAAUAUUUCAAGCUUUGAUUACAAAUAGCAUGUCUUCUCCUAUGACUGCACUUCUUUUAGAUCUUGUUAGAAGUGAUUUGUAUAAGGAAGGUUUCCAAAGAACAGCAACAGGGAAAGACGAAGAAAAGCAAGCAAAUAAAGCUGCACCACUAUGGGUUGCUCGUGCCCUUGAAUUGGUAGAGCUAGUUUUCAGGCCUCCAAAGGGAGGGCCUCCAUCCUUUCCUGAGCAUGGUGAUGCGGUUCUAGCUGCCCUCAACCUGUACAGAUUUAUUUUGAUGACAGAAUCAGCAGGGAAAACCAACUACACUGGAGUUCUCUCCAAGAAAAAUUUAGAGAAAGCAUUCAACGAAUGGCUCCUACCACUUCGAGCCCUUGUGACUGGCAUCAUGGCAGAGAACAAGGAUGAUCAUGAUCCAUUAGUAAUGGACACAGUAUGUUCUCUUAAUCCUAUUGAGCUUGUUCUAUAUCGUUGUAUAGAACUAGUAGAAGAUAAAUUAAAACAUCCAGCAUAAUCAACCUUCAGUAAAAAGGAAAUUCCCAUCUCACUUGAACUGUAGAAGGAUAGGUAAGAUGCUUAGGUGCCAGAUGUAUUUCAAUAGUUCUUCAACUUCCAGUCUGGGUAUAACACGAGAGUAACAUCACAGUGUUGGGAAUGGUUUUUGCAUGAAACACUUGAUUCCUUGUUUGGUUUUUGAAUUAUUUGUAUUAUUCACUACACAUUGCUUUUUUUUCGAAUCUCA
Messenger RNA from Populus euphratica (Euphrates poplar), 2093 nucleotides. RefSeq names its product aberrant root formation protein (gene ALF4). Gene Ontology annotation, cellular component: cytoplasm. Lineage: Eukaryota; Viridiplantae; Streptophyta; Magnoliopsida; Malpighiales; Salicaceae. Bases 33 to 1865 code for a protein of 610 amino acids. The transcript has 14 exons. Gene Ontology annotation, molecular function: ubiquitin-protein transferase inhibitor activity. The record is from RefSeq and is a predicted model, not a curated record.